Molecule: messenger RNA, 1922 nt
Organism: Nelumbo nucifera (sacred lotus)
Lineage: Eukaryota; Viridiplantae; Streptophyta; Magnoliopsida; Proteales; Nelumbonaceae
Product: sugar transport protein 13-like
Biological process (GO): monosaccharide transmembrane transport
Cellular component (GO): membrane
Molecular function (GO): monosaccharide transmembrane transporter activity
Source: RefSeq, a predicted model, not a curated record
UCCUGCUCACUAUUUCGUGCUUUCUUCUGCUCUCGACUAAAGGAAAGAUCAUUCGGCUUCUUUUUAUAGUAGUAGAUACUUAAACAUCUAGUCAACCCAAUCAUGCCUGCCGGAGGAUUUUCUGCUCCGGCAACCGGCGGAGCCGAGUUCGAAGCUAAGAUUACACCGAUCGUCAUUUUUUCUUGUAUAAUGGCCGCCACUGGUGGUCUGAUGUUCGGUUACGACGUCGGAGUUUCAGGUGGUGUGACAUCCAUGCCGCAUUUCUUGAAGAAGUUUUUCCCGGUGGUUUACCGGAAGACCAACGUGACGGAGGCUGUCAGCAAUUACUGCAAAUAUGAUAACCAGGGAUUACAACUCUUCACUUCAUCACUCUAUCUGGCUGCGUUGACCGCCACCUUCUUCGCAUCUUACACUACAAGAAGGCUUGGCCGGAAGUUAACAAUGCUUAUCGCCGGUAUGUUUUUCAUAGUAGGAGUGAUAUUAAAUGCGGCGGCCCAGGACCUCGCAAUGCUGAUUAUAGGACGGAUCCUCCUUGGUUGUGGUGUUGGUUUCGCUAACCAGGCUGUUCCUCUAUUCCUCUCGGAGAUUGCACCCACCAGAAUACGUGGAGGACUUAACAUACUGUUUCAACUGAAUGUCACCAUCGGUAUACUCUUCGCCAGCCUCGUCAAUUACGGAACCGCCAAAAUCAAAGGGGGUUGGGGAUGGAGGCUUUCGCUGGGGCUGGCUGGGAUCCCUGCAUUUCUUCUAACUGCGGGGGCUCUUUUUGUGGUGGACACUCCUAACAGCCUCAUAGAACGUGGCUACUUGGAAGAGGGAAAAGCCGUCCUCAGGAAGAUAAGAGGCACUGACAACAUUGAGCCCGAGUUCCAGGAGCUACUGGAGGCAAGCCGCGUGGCUAAGCAAGUAAAGCACCCCUUCAGGAACCUCCUCAAGCGAAGGAACCGACCCCAGAUGGUCAUUGCCAUAGCCUUACAGAUUUUCCAGCAAUUCACGGGCAUCAACGCCAUCAUGUUUUACGCCCCUGUGCUGUUUAGCACACUGGGAUUUCAUAAUGAUGCAUCUCUGUACUCGGCCGUCAUCACCGGCGCUGUCAACGUUGCGUCCACUGUCGUCUCUAUAUACACAGUGGACAAGGUGGGGCGUCGGAUACUUCUACUUGAAGCUGGAGUCCAGAUGUUCUUAUCUCAGGUGGUGAUAGCGGUGCUGUUAGGGAUCAAGGUGACGGAUCACUCUGACAAUCUCAGCAAAGGCUAUGCCAUCCUGGUGGUGGUCAUGGUUUGCACGUUUGUUUCAUCGUUCGCCUGGUCGUGGGGGCCUCUUGGGUGGCUGAUUCCAAGUGAGACGUUCCCCUUGGAGACGAGAUCGGCGGGGCAGAGUGUGACGGUGUGCGUCAACAUGCUCUUCACCUUUGUGAUUGCUCAGGCCUUCCUCUCCAUGCUCUGCCACAUGAAGUAUGGCAUCUUCUUGUUCUUCUCCGGGUGGGUAGUCAUCAUGUCGUUGUUCGUGUUAUUCCUUGUUCCGGAGACCAAGAACAUCCCCAUCGAGGAGAUGACUGAGCGAGUGUGGAAACAGCACUGGUUCUGGAAGAGAUUCAUGGAUGGGGAUGACCAUGGGAAGGUGACUGAGAUGAACGCUUAUGGGACAAUUGAGAUGAAUGGCACCACAACUAACAAAGAAGGGAAGAGCAAUGGAUUUCACGUUUGAUCCAUCUUCGCUGCUGUAAAGAAUUGGAUAAAUAGAUUGAUAGUUACAACUUACAACUAUUCCUUUUACUAGGUUUGGGCAAAUUUUAGGUAGCCCAGAGUACCCCAUUACUUCUUCUUCUUCUUCUUUUGUACUUUUUAUUUUGAUUUAGUACCACAUGUAUCGUAUCUCUCAUAUUCAAAGAAAAUGCUUUGAUAAAAAAAAAAUGCUAUGUU